UCUGUUGUCUGAGUUGCUCUUUGGUUCAUUUCUUUAUUUAAUCAUCUUCUGUUUCUCUCUCUCUACCUCUCUUUCUGUUCCGUCUCCCUUUUCCUCUCUUUUUCUUCUUUUCUUUCUUUUUUUCUUUCUGCAUUUUGUGACCUUUCAUUAUCUGUUCUCACAUUUAUCCUUUCAUCUCAUUACUCUUUUUCUUUUCUUUUCCCUUUCUUUUCAUUUAAUGUUCGGAGUAUCCAUUUCAUAUAUGAUUACUGGUGACACUUUUGCAACAGUACACACACACACACACACACACACACACACACACACACACACACACAUAGAGCAGAGCACCAAAACCACUAAUACCUUCAUCACUACCACCAUCACCACCACCGUCGCCACCGCUGCAACCUCCGCCGCCGCCGCCGCCGCCGCCGUUCAGGGUGCGAGGGAGGUGGGGCGGCAGUCAGUGCGCGGAAGGCGUUGUAGACAGACGCGAGUGGCAGUGGUGCGGCGGGAACUCUACGCCUACGCCAGUCGUCGUUAGCGAGAGUAAUUCAUGUGUUUCAGGAAAAUUGAAGGUGUGAGCGAGUGAUCGAUUUACUAGCAGGCGCGGCAAGACGGCAGUGGUGACCCAGGAAUGUUGUGAGGCGUGCACGGCCUUGCGCCCCGCGAGUGUUGGUGAGCGUGUGGCGCCGCGUCAGGAGAGCCGGCGGUGCGUGAGGCGGCCAGCAGCGAGAGUGAGCCGGGAUAGACGAGGGUGGUGGUGAGGGGACCGUCUUAUCAGACUGUCUGCCUCACGCCCUUCUGCCCUCACCAUGGCGACCCCGGGGGAGGAAAGGGAGGGCGCCGCCUGCCUCCCUACCCUUUGUCCUCAGCCCGGGGAGCUGCUGUCUUCCUGCCCCCCACUUGGUCGGGGCCACCUCUCCGUGCUCGCCGAGACGGUGCAGACCCAGAUGCAGACCCAGACCCACUCCAUGACCAGCACCCUCAACUACCAGUCAUCCUCCUCCUCCUGCUCCUCCACCUCCGCCUCCUUCUCCCACGUGCAGGAGCCGGUCAGCAUCCUGGGCAAGGGGCGCCACUACUCCGCCUCGGGCUCCUCCUCCUGCUCCUCGGCAAGCCCCAGACACACCGUCAAGUUCUCAGAGCCGCAGGAGGCGUUGCGGCGCACGCCGGAGAGCCCGCGCUGGAAGACGCAGCAGACCCAGGAGAAGCUCAAGUACCAGGAGACUUUCAAGUAUAAGCUGCACGAGGCGGCGGCGUCCAGCACGCACCGUGGCACGGGCCACGGCAUCACCAGCAUCCCCGAGGCCUCCGCCACCUUCGAAAGCUCCAACUUCAGGUUCACGGAGUCCUCCAAGCUGGUGGGCACGUCCUUCCGCUGCCCCGACAGCCCGCGCUCCAAGACGCGCACCAGGACGCCGGACCGCAACUCCAUCAUCGCCUCCAUGGAGCUCAAGGUGCCGUCCUUCCACGACCUGAGCUCCUCGCCGGCAGGGAGCAGCGGUUCCGGCCUGUCGCCGCUGCUGGGGCCUCCGGAGCGCCGCGGCCUCACCAUCCUGUCCCCGCACAACCCCACGCCGGAGCUGCACUUCUCCUCCACCUUCACCGUAAGGACGCGCAAGGGCAAGACCAUCGUGCUGCCCAAGCUAAGGAUCCCCGCCUUCCACUCCCACUCCCACGACAGCAUCUUCCUCGGUUCCUCAUCAUCUCUGGACCAACAACAACAAAAUAAGUGAGCAUUCCCUCCGUCCAGUUGACUGUAUUUGUCAUUCCACUCGUCUCUCCCCCCUCACCCCCCCCCUCUUCAUUCCCCUUUCUCCCUCCCUCCCUCCCUCUUCGUCUUAUUAUUAUGAUUAUUGUUGUUGUUAUUAGCAAUGUGGCGACGGGUGCACCGCUGAGGAGUGAGUUAUGUAAGUCAGUAUAUAUUCUCUCUCUCUCUCUCUCUCUCUCUCUCUCUCUCUCUCUCUCUCUCUCUCUCAAGAUUACGGUAAUUAAGAUGGUGUGUGUGUGUGUGUGUGUGUGUGUGUGUGUGUGUGUGUGUGUGUGGAGGGGGAGGGAUCUGUAUGCGCGCCGUGUCCCAACAGUCUUAUCAGUCCCUCCAUGAAAUGCAUCUGAAAUUAAUAUCUUGUUUCGCUGAUAAUGAGGUUAACUAGACGAGCCAAUAUUACACUGAGAAGGGGAUCUCUGUGUUGGCUUAUCUGAGUGUGUGUGUGUGUGUGUGUGUGUGUGUGUGUGUGUGUGUGUGUGUGUGUGUGUGUGUGUGUGUGCGUGCGUGUGGUGUGGAAGUUACGUACAUGGCCCGUAUUUAGAAAGGCAUUGCUCUGUCUUUCUCUUUUACUAUUAUUUUCAAAGGCCACAGAGAUGAUUAGCCGGAUUCCCAAGACUGUUUCUCCUGUUACUAAUGUAGAAAUCUUGUUAAUCUGUCACAAAAAUCAUGAAAAUAAUCUUAGAAUCCCGAAUAACUUCACCACAGACGGGUUUUCAAGACUGUUUAUCGUGAUGAUGUAGAAAUAUUGUUAAUCUGUCCCUACAAUCGUAAAAACAUCCUUCAAAACACGUGGAACUUUAUCUAGAGCCUUUUGAAUGUAGAGUAGGUGCUGCUCAGAGGUGUUUCAGAGUGUGGUUCUGUAUGAGAGGGAGGGAAUGUUACAGUUUGGUCUCUCAGCUGAGUCAUCCAGAGAAAACAGUGCAUCUUGGGGUGCUUUUCAUGGGACGCUUCGUUAUUCUGUUUUGUGUUCCGAAGGUGACUGUUAUUGUGUUGUUUUGGUGAAAAUAUUUUGUAAGAUGCUUUAUUUAUUUAUUUAUUUUUUGUUCUUGUACUACUACUACUACUACUACUACUACUACUACUACUACUACUACUACUACUACUACUACUA
Molecule: messenger RNA, 2864 nt
Organism: Scylla paramamosain (green mud crab)
Lineage: Eukaryota; Metazoa; Arthropoda; Malacostraca; Decapoda; Portunidae
Exons: 3
Coding region: 798-1721 (307 amino acids)
Source: RefSeq, a predicted model, not a curated record